UUUGAACGCCCGCCGCUCUGGAGAGAGAGAGAGAGAGAGAGAGAGCGGCGCGAUGGAGAUUGAGGAGGAUAUUUGGGAUUAUAAAUGUGUGGGCCAACUAAAGAGUCCUGGGAAUAACAGAGAGGACGGCAGUCUCCCGACGGCGGUGUCUACCAGGCGGGGGAAAGCCGAGCGGAGAGGGGGGUGCAGAAGGGCGGCUGAUCCGGCGCUGCGGUCCAGGAGGAUUAGGAGCAGGAGGAAGAGAGGCAGCAACCGCCACACUGGGGCUGAGGACCAAGAUUCUCUCUCCCCCCGGCUCCUCAGCCCCUCCGCAUCAAAUGCACACGAUCAAGCCACCCCCAGCACCACUGCUCCUUCAACCCCACUCAAGCAAUCUAAAAACUCUGAUGGAAAAUAUACUCCCAGGAACUCUAAGCCGGUCCACGCUGGCCACUGCCCAAUCUGUCAAAUGCCAUUUUCCUUGCUGCUGAUAGAAACGCCUCGGUGGCAUGUAGCAGAAUGUCUGGAAACACCAGGUUGCACAGAUAACGAAUGUCCAGAUGGCUUGCUUUGUAACAAUACAAUUCCAAGACACUACAAACGUUAUUCCCACUUUCUGCUUGCUGAAAACAGAGCUUUGAGCCAAAAUGACACUCAAUCUACAUUUUGCAGUGCCUUGGAGAAAGACACCCUUACCACUUCACCUGACUUUAACAAUAAUGACCAAUCCUUACAAGGUAGUCAAUCUCUCCAGAUUAAAGAAAGUCUUACAAGCAAAAAGCAAAAUGCCCUACUGCUGCUAAAAUCACCUAAUAGCAAAGUAGUUACACAAAACUCAAGUAAAUUCAAAUUUGUAAAAGGAGCAUCAGAGAUUCUUGCUUCUGGAAGUGUUUCAAAGGAAAUAGUAUCUGCGUCAUCAUCUAGUAACCUUCACAGAAGAUUACAUCGUUCUGCAUCACAAUUAACAACAGAAGUAAAACCUGGGAAUAAUAUAGAUGGAUUGUUUAAAGAGGCAACAAUCAACAAUACACCAAAGGAACUGAAGAGCUUGUCAGAGGAUGAGUCUGCUUUUGCCCUUCCAUCAAAAACCAAUUGUGAUGAUAAUAUCAGUUACUCUCCACUUAGUAGUGAUGAUGAAAUUCCUAACCAAAACUCCAGAUGUUAUCCAAGGAAGCAGUUGUUUCAAGAUCAGACUAUUAAUCAUUGUUAUAACAGUGAAAAUGCUAUGUUUUUUGACUUAAAGCAGCUGCAGAGCAUUAAACAAGAGUUAAGGUGCAAAUCUGGUGUCACCAAGGACAUCGUUAUGCCUGAUGUUUAUGCUCUUGGCAUUGGCCCAGAUUCUGCUCUAUUAACUGAUAGUGUUAAUACUUCAACAGCAAAUGGAAAAGAGGGUGAAACACAAUUACCACAGUCAAAAUCUGAACCAUCAGCAUAUAAGUGGUUUCCAUUAGACAAUGGAAACAAUAAAGAGCUGUAUAAUCAGUUUGAAUCUAAUUUAAUAGGAUCAGCCUUAAUUGAAUUGAAAACAGAAGACUCAAAUUCUAACAGUUUAUUAGCACCUCCACAAAUUAAAGAGGAACCAAGUGCUUCAUCCUAUUUUACUCAGUGUGUUGCUGCAGAAGAACCUUUUGAUUAUCAGAAUAGAAAAGAAAAGAAAGGUAAUUCUAGAUGCCCUAUGGAGACUUCAUUGGCUGAUACUCAGGACUUUGUUUUGCCCAUGUUGAAUAUGGAGAAACAGGGAAGUAUUUUUAAAAAUGUAAAUAGUCCAAAAAGCAGAACAAAGUCUUUUGCAAUGGAAUCACGAAGUUUAUUGGGAAAAGGUUCCAUAAACACCCCCAAGAGGACUGCUAUUAAAAAGGAAUUGAAACAAACUGAUAUUGGAGUUUUCUUUGGACUGCCACCAAAAGUUGAAGAGGAAAAACAAUCUCAGAAAAAUACACCUCCAGGAAAAGCAAUAGAAUUAUUUUCAGAGGUUUCAUAUGUUGCCAAAAGACAAAGGAAGAGGAAGAUAGAUAGCUCUGUCAGUGAUGAAGCUUGCCUAGGAAAUGUAGAAAAAAAACAAAUGGAGGCGAUUGAUGAGCAACAAAGGAGAACUAAAAGACAAAGAGAAAUAAACCCGUAUCGCAAAAAUAAGCAAUGCCCUUUUUACAAGAAAAUCCCAGGAACUAAUUUCACAGUGGAUGCCUUCCAGUAUGAUGUUAUUGAGGGAUGCACUGGCUACUUUCUUACUCAUUUCCAUUCGGAUCAUUAUGGAGGUCUUACCAAGAAAUUUGGAUGCCUCAUUUACUGCAACACAAUAACACGCAAUUUGGUGAUAUCUAAACUUAAAGUACAGGACCAAUGUGUUAUAAGUUUACCGAUGAACACUGAAUGUAUUGUGGAUGGAGUUAAGGUCGUACUUUUGGAUGCAAAUCACUGUCCGGGAGCUGCAAUGCUGCUGUUCCAACUUCCAAAUGGCAAGACCAUAUUGCAUACUGGUGAUUUUCGAGCUAAUUCCUCAAUGGAGCGUUAUUCCCAUCUAAUGGAUCAAAAAAUUCACAUUCUUUAUCUUGAUACCACAUAUUGCAGUCCAGAAUACACCUUUCCUUCUCAACAAGAAGCUAUCCAAUUUGUGGGAAAUAUUGCUUUUGAAACUGUUGCAAUGAACCCUAGGACAUUGAUUGUCUGUGGUACAUACUCAAUUGGAAAAGAGAAGGUUUUCCUCGCCAUAGCACAGGUGCUUGGAUGUAAAGUCUGUAUUACUAAAAAUAAGCUUGACAUUCUACGGUGCUUGAACUCGGAACAGAUAGAUUCUGUGGUCACUUUGGACUGGCAAAGCACUCAAGUUCAUUUAUUGCCAAUGAUGCAGAUUACUUUUAAGAGUUUACAAGCACAUAUGAAUAAAUUUCCAGGACAGUAUGACCAAAUUGUAGCAUUCAAACCAACUGGAUGGACAUACUCGAGCCAGCAUGGUCCAGUUCUUAACAUCAAGCCUCGUGUCCAAGGAAGGAUUGCUAUAUAUGGUGUACCUUAUAGUGAACACAGCAGCUACCUUGAGAUGAAGAGAUUUGUACAAUGGGUCAAACCAGAUAAAAUUAUUCCUACAGUUAAUAAUGGUAGUUGGCAAGAAAGAAAUGUGAUGGAGAAAAUAUUUAAUGAAUGGAUGAUUGAAUCCGUGCAAAAGAAUACUGCGUGAUAAUUAAAAAUGUGUUAAUGAUUUUAUAAAUGGCUAUUUUUGAAUUAAGCAAAAUCUUUUCGAAAGAUGUUUUGCGAUUAUUGAAUGUACAUUGAAAUGUAAGAAUGUAAAUGUAAAGUAAUUAUACCAUAAUAUUUAAAACUACACAGAUUAUUUGGAUAAAAUAUUGACUGCAUUGGAUUGCCUUAUGAUCUGCUGCGAGUGAGUAUGAAUAUCACCAUGUAGGAAGAUUUUAGGGUUGUUAUUUUGUGAGUAGUUGUACUGUACUUGCACAUGAAUUAUGAAAACAGACUAGAUUUGGUUCAAGGUGCAAUACAUUUAUGCAGGUGCAAUACAGGUGCAAGUUCAUUUAUUUUAAUAUGAUUUGAUGAAUAAAGACAUGUGACCUUGAA
Molecule: messenger RNA, 3546 nt
Organism: Amblyraja radiata (thorny skate)
Lineage: Eukaryota; Metazoa; Chordata; Chondrichthyes; Rajiformes; Rajidae
Gene: dclre1a
Product: DNA cross-link repair 1A (PSO2 homolog, S. cerevisiae)
Exons: 9
Coding region: 53-3154 (1033 amino acids)
Biological process (GO): interstrand cross-link repair; double-strand break repair via nonhomologous end joining
Molecular function (GO): damaged DNA binding; 5'-3' DNA exonuclease activity
Source: RefSeq, a predicted model, not a curated record